AGCGUCUGAAAUAUAUUGUGAAACUACCGGGAAAUCUCCGACAAGUCCAUGUCCAACAAGAUGGAAUUCAUAUUAUAACUGUAUUAUGGAUCUUUUAAAAGUUCAGGAAACUUUAAAUGAAACCUUAAAAAAACUAGGAUUGUCGGUUUUUAAAGAAAUUGAAUUGCAGUUUCUAAUUGAAUAUACCAACUGUACAAAACCCAUAGCAGAAGCUAUCAAAAGCUUAGAGGGAGAUAAAGAAACAUUUUAUGGAUGCCUGCUACCUGAGUUAAUAAGAAUACAAAAAAUCUUGCAUUCAUUACAAAUGGACAAUCCCAUAUACUGUGGAGUACUGAUAGAGACAAUAAAAAAAAGCUUAGAAAAGAGGUUUGGAAAAUUUCAUGAUUUGAAGGAUCCUAAAGCUAAAGAUGCAAUUUUGGCAUCGGUGUCAUAUCCUUUUUUUAAAUUAAAAUGGGUGCCAAAAGGAAAUAGAGAACAUAUAAAGGAAUUGUUCCUUGCAGAAGUGAGAAAACUUAAAAAUGAUCAUAAAGAUCUAAAUAAUACAUCCCAAUCAUCACACAAGAAAGAAAAAAAUGAAUCCUACUACAUGUUCUAUGAUGAUUCGGAUUCCUCACUAGCUAGUGAUAGUGCAAAUGCAAACACCACUAUUGACCUGGAAUCAUUGCAAUAUUUGAAGGAUAAUGAUGUCAGCCUGCAAUCAUUAAAUAAAUAUCCUACAGUAAAGAUGUUAUUCUUGAAAUAUAAUACCUGCUUGCCUAGUUCUGCGCCAGUAGAGAGGCUUUUUUCUUAUGGUGGCAUGAUUAUGAGACCACACAGGAGAAAGAUGAGCGACAGUGUAUUUGAGCAAAUUAUUUUAUUAAAAUCUGUUAAAUAAAUUUAAUUUAAGUAAGUUAUCAAAGUAAAUUUACCAGCCUGUUA
Molecule: messenger RNA, 918 nt
Organism: Diorhabda carinulata
Lineage: Eukaryota; Metazoa; Arthropoda; Insecta; Coleoptera; Chrysomelidae
Exons: 1
Coding region: 86-874 (262 amino acids)
Molecular function (GO): protein dimerization activity
Source: RefSeq, a predicted model, not a curated record